Molecule: messenger RNA, 2144 nt
Organism: Austrofundulus limnaeus
Lineage: Eukaryota; Metazoa; Chordata; Actinopteri; Cyprinodontiformes; Rivulidae
Gene: ephx1
Product: epoxide hydrolase 1, microsomal (xenobiotic)
Exons: 10
Coding region: 108-1475 (455 amino acids)
Biological process (GO): epoxide metabolic process
Molecular function (GO): epoxide hydrolase activity
Source: RefSeq, a predicted model, not a curated record
CGUUCUGUCCGUUCGACCAGAAGAACCAGAGCCAGAACCGGAACCAGACCAGAACCGGAGUGUCGCUGUGGACCGUUUGGAGUGUGCUGAGCUUCUCCAGACACAUCAUGUUGGUUGUGCUGCUCGUUGCUGUGCUGCUGGGUGGACUGAUUAUCUUCCUGGUUCAGAAGAACAGGAACCAGGUUCUGAGGACAGAGGAUGGCUGGUGGGGGGCUGGAGCCCCUCCUGAUGCCCAGGAGGACGUCACCAUCCGACCUUUCAAAGUGACCACCAGUGAGGAGGAGCUGGAGGACCUGCACCGGAGAAUAGACCAGACUCGACCGGUCUCCUCACUGGAGGACAGCCAGUUCCAUUACGGCUUCAACUCCCACUGCCUGCAGACAGUGGUCUCUUACUGGAGAAACGAUUUUGACUGGAGGAGACAGGUGGACAAACUCAACCAGUACCCUCACUUUAAAACCAACAUUGAAGGCAUUGAUGUCCACUACCUUCAUGUGAAGCCCAAGCAGGUGCCUGAGGGGACUAAUGCUGUACCCUUGAUAAUGGUUCAUGGCUGGCCCGGCUCUUUCUACGAGUUCUACGGGAUGAUUCCUCUCCUGACAGAACCAGCAGACCCACAGGACCUUGUGUUUGAGCUGGUGUGUCCUUCUAUACCAGGCUAUGGCUUCUCUGAAGCUCCGCAGAAGAAAGGUUUUGACUCAGUUUGUGCUGCGCGUGUCUUCCACAAGCUGAUGAAGCGUCUGGGCUUCCAGCAGUUCUACGCUCAUGGAGGAGACUGGGGCUGGCUGGUCACCACCAACAUGGCUCAGCUGGAGCCCAGAACCGUUAAAGGCCUACAUCUAAACUUUGCCCCGCCACCCAAAGCUGGGCUGUCCGUGGCUUUAUCCAUCAUGUUUGGUCGUCACUUCCCAAAACUGUUUGGUUUCACUGAAGUGGAUCUUCAGCGUCUUUAUCCCUGCAAAGAGAAACUGGUGGUGGAGUCCAUCAAAGAGACCGGCUACAUGCACAUCCAGGCCACCAAACCAGACACCGUGGGUCGGGGGCUGAACGACUCUCCUGUGGGUCUGGCUGCCUACAUUCUGGAGAAGUUCUCCACCUGGACAAGCCAUGACUUCAGGAACCUGGAGGAUGGAGGACUCACCAGGAAGUUCUCUCUGGAUGACCUGCUGACUAAUGUGAUGAUUUACUGGACGUCUGGUUGCAUCAUCUCCUCCAUGAGGUUCUACAAGGAGAACUUUGCCAAAGGUCUGGACCAUCCCCACAUGCAAAUACCAGUCUACGUGCCCACCGGCAUCGCCAGCUUUCCUAACGAGCUGAUGCACACACCCAAACUGUGGGCCAAACAGAAAUACCACAACCUGGUGACUUUCACUCCCAUGGCUCGUGGAGGCCAUUUCGCUGCGAUGGAGGAGCCCCGUCUGAUGGCAGAGGACAUCCAGAAGUUCAUCAAGAUGGUGGAGAAGAAGAAGCAGUAAAAAAACAAAACAGGUAACACAGGUUGACCAGAGAACACCUGACCAGUGCCUUCAUGGUUGUCUUCAGCCUCUGGUGUUGACACCAGUUCACUAAGCAGCUGCAGAUGGGAGGUCAGGGGUCACCUGGUGUUGUGGUGUUGACAUCAUGGACAAGGUGCCACGCAUUCCUGUGACUGAUAACAUGAAAGCUGUGCACUUGUAGACACAUGCACACUAACAGCUAACUCACAGUGAAGCUCCAGUGUUUUAAUGUUUAAUGAUGAUUUGGGAUGAUUUUAAAAGCUUUUGUUAUGAAAGUUUUAAAGACGGAUAAGAGCAACUCUGUAAGCUGUGAACUGAGCCCAGUGUGUAACAUUUACCUUUGAUUUUUGUUUCAGUGAAACUCUCCCUGACUUAAAACAGUGAGUUUUAAAGUAAACUGUUUAGGUUUUUAUACUAAUGACUGAUGCAUUUCUCACCACAGGAAGUUCAUGGACUUAAAUCAUUUCACUGUUUUUAAACACCUGAAAAUAAUCUGCUUUACUGAUUAACUGAUAUUAUUUAGUUGGAAAUAAAUGAAGAAAGAAAUAUAUUUGGUUAUAAAGAUUGUGAAAUGUUUGAAGUAUGUUAUGGACUUUGAAACAUUUUCAUGACUCGAUCUUAAAGCUAAAAUAAAACUGAAAGAAUGAA